Ostertagia ostertagi is the source of this 882-nucleotide messenger RNA. The record is from the annotation of a GenBank genome assembly. Lineage: Eukaryota; Metazoa; Nematoda; Chromadorea; Rhabditida; Trichostrongylidae.
AUGGCCUUCCACUGCGUUCAAAAUCACAUUCUUGGAUGUUUACAAUCACUAAGAAAUGUGAGUAGUGGUGAUGCGAUGUGGUUCUUACGCGAAAUGGAGACUUUUAAUUUUAGAUGUUUGUGGUUAAUUUCGCCACCAUCCAGAGCUUUCAUAAGUUCCUGCAAGUUGUCGCCCUAUGCAUCUGAGCGUUUCCAAAUGGCAACAGCUCUUGCAAAUUCGUUUUUGAAAUACAACGUACGAGGAAGAUUUGGCUAUCAGACUUUAUUGUAUGGCAGCACUGCAGAACUUCGCGAGGUAUUCAUCGCAGUGUAUGAGAAGAUUCCCAAAGAGAUAUCUUCGCAUCUCAGACAAUUUCUCUUGCCUCUGGCUGAAAAAUUUCUGGAGUCCAUAUCGGUAUGGAUACUGAAGUUCGGUUACACGAUGACAUGGAAAAAUAGGCUUUAUCGAAGGCAAUUUCAUGAUGGACUCGACGUUUUCCUUAUUGCGCUUUCGUGCGGAAAUCUGGUUCUCCAUCAUGCUGGUAUUGGUAGCUCAGGAAGUGGUUAUCUUCCCUUUCGCUCCGAGCAAGUGUCUUCUGACCACGUCACCUCUUCGUCACCCGCAAUGAAACAGAGAAUUCCUCAUACGAACGACGAGCGGGAGCACGGUAGCAAAGUGGCUGAAGAGCCGUUGACGACAGCUGCCGCUCAAGUCAGUAGCGAUCGUACUCAGCUGCUCGAUGUUCUUGAUGUGACAAGGAAAACUCAGAAAAAUCUAGAAAAGGUGGAAGGAAAUAUUAGAAAUUGUCGCUCAAGAACAGAUUCCAUCUGGAGAAGUUUGGCUGUGAAGGACCGUGAAGCACAUUUUUUGAUGGAUUCAUCAACUUCAAAAGCAGAGUUACUG